UAGUACGGCAUCUACAUCAAGAAUUGAUAUUUUCAUGGAAUCCAAUGCGAACUUAAAUCUUCAACGGAGCGUUCGGGCCACAGAAGCUACUCUGGUUUAUCAUACCGUUAAACAUCACGAAUCAUUUAACUCACUAGAUUGCACAGCUCCACUUUGCAAGAGUAUAUAUCCAGAUUCGAAAAUCGCAAAAGAUGUAACCUGUUCCCGCUCAAAAGCUGAAGCUAUCCUAAAAAAUGUUUUAGGCCCAUUUGCCCAAGAAAAUAUGUUAAAAGAAGUGUCAAAAAUCAGAUACUUGAGCGUCUCCACAGAUAGUAGCAACCAUGGUGCUAUUAAGCUAUUUCCUGUGCUUAUACAAUAUUUCAACCCUGAAAAGGGAGGAAUUCAAGUUAAAUUACUGGAGCUACAGGCCUUACCGAACGAGACUGCUGAAACAAUAUCCACUUACAUACACACCAUUUUGACGGACAAAAACUUAUUGGAUAAAUUAAUAGCUUUUUCAGCGGACAACACCAAUACUAACUUUGGCGGUAGAGAGAGAAGUGGGACCAACAGCGUCUACAGUAGACUCAAAUCAGCUACUCAAAACGAUGAUAUGGUCGGUGUUGGAUGUAUUGCACAUAUCUUCAGCAAUUCCGUACAUCACGCAAUCGAAUCUUUACCAAUCUGUGUAGACAGCAUAGUGAUGCAAAUGCACAACCAUUUUGCCAGCUUCACAGUUCGUACUGAAGCUUUAAAAAAAGUUUGUUCAGAAUUGGAAAUUGAUUUUAAACGUAUGCUUAGCCAUUCAAAAACCCGCUGGCUAUCUCUUUAUCCCGCCAUAGAGAGAAUCUUGCAAAUGUACGAGCCAUUAAAGUCAUACUUUCUUUCACUGAGUUAUCCGGCCAGAACAUUGCAAAUGUUUUUCGAAAAUGACUUCUCUGAGUGUUAUUUAUGGCUCUUACAUUCUUUCAUGUCUAUAUACCAAAGCCGAAUCAAACACGCUGAAACUGCUGAUAUUUCUGUCAAUGAAGUAAUUGAUCAGUGUUCGCAAGUAGUGGAAAAUAUAAACGAAAGAUUGGAACAAAAUUUUUGCCCAAUGAAAGUGACCGAAAUUUUACGGCGUUUAUCGGAGGCUCGUCGGGAUGAGGUAGAAGAUUUUAAACAAAACAUGAGAAGAAUUGGUGACCCCGCAGCUGAACAAAGCGCAACCUGGUCGUCGUACGGUAAUUCAAGCACAAUGAACCCGAUAGGCUCGCCUCAGAAGGGUGCGCCGCAGGUUAUGAAAGUGGAAGAAGGUAUGGCAAGUAUCUCUGUGUCGGCAAGAAUACCCGAGUUUUGGAGAGAGAUGCCUAGACUUUGGUUCGCCCAAUUUGAGGCGACCAUAGCCCCUCAGAAGCAGGGAGACGAGUGCCGUUUCCAGUUGGUUGUAUCGAAAUUAAAUCGCGAGGCGCUUCAGCAGGUAGCUGAUAUCAUUUACAGCCCACCUGAAACAAAUAAAUACCAAGUGUUAAAAGAACGGCUUUUACAAGUUUAUGAGGAGUCACCGGAGCGACAAUUCCAGAGGCUGGUUGGAGAGUUAGAUUUGGGCACUCAAAAACCAUCACAGCUCCUGCGCAGGAUGAAGGAGCUGGCAAGAAACAGCAAGGCUAGCGAUGAGACGGUGAAGAAUCUAUGGAUAACAAGACUGCCGGUACCCGUGAAGACAGUGCUCGCAGCUAGUCAAGACCAACAAGUAGACAACCUAGCCGCCAUCGCAGACAAAGUGAUGGAGAAUAUGCAGCCAAUCACAGGAGAGACGGCAGCGAGGUCGAUCCAGCUCAAGAGGCAGACCGACCAGGGCAGGCUCGCCAAGGCGGAGCCCAGCUAG
Maniola jurtina (meadow brown) is the source of this 1846-nucleotide messenger RNA. RefSeq lists its product as uncharacterized. The record is from RefSeq and is a predicted model, not a curated record. NCBI's taxonomy places the organism in Eukaryota, Metazoa, Arthropoda, Insecta, Lepidoptera, Nymphalidae. The transcript is spliced from 3 exons. The coding region runs from base 35 to 1846 and encodes 603 amino acids.